[Torrubiella] hemipterigena is the source of this 1665-nucleotide messenger RNA. The record is from the annotation of a GenBank genome assembly. Lineage: Eukaryota; Fungi; Ascomycota; Sordariomycetes; Hypocreales; Clavicipitaceae.
AUGCCUGUUCAGCAGCACGUGCUGAACUGGCUGUAUAGUGUCCUAACUAGCGAAUAUCACGAUGUGAACCGCUGUUAUGACGAUGUCGCACAAGUUUUAACUCGAUAUCCAUCUUUGUCCCCCCGAACCGACGUCCAUACAUUUUCCAAUGGCUCCAGCGCCUUGCUCCUCCAUCUCUCUGGCACAAUACCCGUCAACUUCCGCGGCAACACGUAUAGAUUUCCUCUCUCAGUAUGGGUACCUCACGCUUACCCGCGAGAGCCACCUCUCAUAUAUGUCACUCCCACCGAAACCAUGACAGUGCGGCCCGGCCAACAUGUUGACCCGCAAGGCCAAGUAUACCACCCGUAUCUUGUUGGAUGGGCGCAGUUUUGGGAUAAAUCAACCCUGCAAGACUUCAUGGCAAUAUUAACAGACGUAUUCGCCAAAGAACCGCCGGUGGUUGCGCGACAACAAGGCAGACCAACUCCUGCAACCCCGAGUCAAAUCGCGUCCCCCCCGCCUCCUCCUCCUCCCCGGUUAUCACAAGAUACGACAGCACGGCCGAAUGAAUACCUGAGUUCUACCACGUCAGCUUCUACGGCUGGGCCUCGUCCUCCACCGAAGUCGCCUCACCACGCCAUAGGUUCUUCAUUAUCCGCAGGGCCUCCACAGCCACCUUUGCCAAAACAGACGCCCCAAUCACGGAUUCCCUCAAGAUAUGAGUCUGCGCCACCUCUCCCCCCACAAACCCAUCUGUCGCAUCAGCAGCCUCCACCUCCGCCUGGCAGUCGAGCCUCUCAACAUCCCGUAGCAUAUCAAUCGCCUCCAGAGGAACGCCAUCACCCCAGUGCGUCAUUGCAGCACUCCAUACACGGCAAUCAACCCAUGGAGCUCCAAGCCGUGGAAAAUUUGGAUGGAGCCCCCUCAUACAGUCAAGGACAAUGGACACCAGUCCGGCAGACUGGCGCAUGGGGUAGCCAGCAGGAACAGUCAGUUCAGGGAAAUCAGGACCAUGGCCGCCACCCUGUGGCAUAUCAUAACCAUGGGUCAGUUCCGUUUUCAAACACCCAACCGCAGCAGCACCAGCCUCCCCCUCCCCCUGCAGACUUAUUACUUGAUGAUCCCCUAACACUAGACAUUCCACCACCGUCAAUAGUAAAGGCACCUCCUAUUCCUCCUAAUCCGGAAAAAGAUGCUCUGCUCCGGCAACUUGCAUAUACUCUGGCCGCUAUGCGCCAACAGAGCCGCCAGCAGAAUGAAUCGAGCAUGGCGGGCUUGAACGCUCAACGUGCAGCCAUGACUGGAGCCAUUUCGGCUCUUCAAUCAGAGGCUAGCCAACUUACUCAACUUUCAAAUGUAUUAACCUCGAACACUAACAUCCUCCACGAUGCUAUGCACAAGGCAGAUGCAAUCAUUGAUGGAUCGCGCAACCACUCCAAGCCCGAUAUUGAUGAGCUGCUGGUAGCACCAACCGUGGUAGCAAAUCAACUCUACGCGCUAGUCGCGGAAGAACGGGCACUGGGAGAUGCCAUUUUUAUGCUAGGGCGUGCCUUGGAGAAGGGAAAAAUCACACCAGCGGUCUUCGCCAAGAGGACAAGAUCACUAGCCAGAGAAUGGUACUUGAAAAAGGCUCUAGCUAAGAAGAUUGGAGAGGGGAUGGGCAUGUUACCAGCCCGCGUGUAG